AUGAGCUACGUCGCCUCUUACUUGCUUGCCGCCCUUGGGGGCAACUCCUCUCCUAGCGCCAAAGACAUUAAGAAGAUACUAGACAGCGUGGGCAUUGAGGCGGACGAUGACUGGCUCAACAAGGUCAUCAGUGAGCUGAAUGGAAAAAACAUUGAGGAUGUCAUCGCCCAGGGUGUUGGGAAACUUGCCAGUGUGCCUGCUGGCAGAGCUGUGGCUGUUUCUGCUGCCCCUGGCUCUGCAGCUCCUGCUGCUGGUUCUGCCCCAGCUGCAGCAGAGGAGAAGAAAGAAGAGAAGAAGGAGGAGUCGGAAGAGUUGGAUGAUGACAUGGGAUUUGGCUUGUUUGAUUAAA
Molecule: messenger RNA, 349 nt
Organism: Microtus oregoni (creeping vole)
Lineage: Eukaryota; Metazoa; Chordata; Mammalia; Rodentia; Cricetidae
Product: 60S acidic ribosomal protein P2-like
Exons: 1
Coding region: 1-348 (115 amino acids)
Biological process (GO): cytoplasmic translational elongation
Cellular component (GO): ribosome; cytosolic large ribosomal subunit
Molecular function (GO): structural constituent of ribosome
Source: RefSeq, a predicted model, not a curated record